Klebsormidium nitens is the source of this 1570-nucleotide messenger RNA. The record is from the annotation of a GenBank genome assembly. Lineage: Eukaryota; Viridiplantae; Streptophyta; Klebsormidiophyceae; Klebsormidiales; Klebsormidiaceae.
GUCACAGGGGAAGAAGACCGAGUCUUCGGAAGAGCGCCGUCUGUUUGGCGCGCUUGGCGGUCAUGGUCUUUCGCUGUUCAGUCUAAGCUGAAUCCAGCGUUCUUGGCGGCCUGUUUUCUGUUCAGCUGAAACCUUGAAUCUGCCAACCGAGAAUCAGGGCAAGCCUGAGGCACGUGACCUUUCAUAGCCCUUAAUUCAGCAUUGAAGCUGGGGAUGCAUACUGAGGGCAGGCGUGUGGCGUCGCGUCACCUACUUUUCUCAGCAAGGAGAAUCAGGGGGGAAAGCGCUGGCGCUGGCACUUUGUAAGCAGCGGUGGAGCGUGCAUGCAGAAUUUGUUUAGGAGGCAUGAAUGCAUUGCAAACCAAAGUGUAGCUUUACAUUUCACAAAUGGUUCAAAUGCCACUGUUUUGGUCAGUCCUUGCUGUAAGGGAGUCAAACCUCUUACACCCUGCAUUCUGAGUAGACUGAGCAGAAGCUAGAAGCAUUUUCUGUCUCUGUGUCACACUGAGCCCGUAGAUUAUUGAGCGGUGCCUCCGUCUGGAAGAACUUUGUAGAUAGCAGCACAGAAACUCAGAGAGCUGAAUCAAGCCUGAGGCUCAGGCUCUCUUCCAAAAGUCUGUUCAAGCCACAUAUAGGGCAGAAAAUCGACACUGCAAAGGGCAUGGCUGACAUUGACCGACAAUGGGAGGACUUGCGGCGGGACGCCAGGAAAAUCGAGGGGGAUCUGGACGUCAAGCUGUCGUCCUAUGCAAAGCUCGGCGGCAUGAUGUCGCACGGGUCCGCCCUUGGGACGUCCCCAGACCUCGCCUCCGACGGCUCCUGGAAGUCAAUGGAGAUGGAGAUCGAGAGCCUUCUGACCCGGCUGCUCGACAUCAACGAGUCGAUGAGCCACUGCGUCGCCGCUGCCACAAGCACGGCGUCCCUCGCGCAGAAGCUCGCCCGGCAUCGAGAGAUUUUGCACGAUUUCUCGCAGGAGUUCAAGCGGACAAAGAACAACAUCAAUUCGAUGCGGGAGCACGCCGAGCUGCUGUCAUCCGUACGAAAUGACAUCAGCGAGUACAAGGCCCAGGGCGGCCCAACUUCCGGUGUCGGCGGCCUGCUUCGGGAACGUGGCCAAAUCCACAGCGCGACGGCGUCUGCCGACGAGGUUCUGGCGCAGGCGCAGGCGACCAGGAGCGCUCUCACUGCGCAGCGGGGACUGUUCGUCGAGAUCGGCGCCAAGCUGAAGCACCUGGGGGACCGGUUCCCGGUCAUCCGGAGCACGCUCACGGCUAUUCGACGAAAGCGAUCGCGAGACACUUACAUUUUGGGGUCCGUAAUAGCUGCCUGUACAGUAUUUUUGCUCCUGUAUUGGUUAUCUAAGUAGGUAAGUGUCUGUUUUUUGGAACUCCAGGAACUUGUACAGCCUUGUCAAUCUUGUACACUGACCAAACAUCUGUGUUGGAACCGCGGAACCAAGUGAAUUCAUUUAGAUCAAGUAGAUCCAAGUUCAUGCAGAUAACCAGUUUUGAAGUCAAAGGAUCACGAGAGUGAGCCGAAAGUUCAUCACCCCUUGUUGUUGCACGUGAGC